Messenger RNA from Dermochelys coriacea (leatherback sea turtle), 1561 nucleotides. Its product is annotated as zinc finger protein 436-like. Gene Ontology annotation, cellular component: nucleus. The transcript has 2 exons. Gene Ontology annotation, molecular function: RNA polymerase II cis-regulatory region sequence-specific DNA binding; DNA-binding transcription factor activity, RNA polymerase II-specific. The record is from RefSeq and is a predicted model, not a curated record. Lineage: Eukaryota; Metazoa; Chordata; Testudines; Dermochelyidae. The coding region runs from base 392 to 1249 and encodes 285 amino acids. Gene Ontology annotation, biological process: regulation of transcription by RNA polymerase II.
CUCCUCCCUUGUCAUCUGGGGAGGAACCAGCAGCUGCUGCUCCCCAGCCGGGCCUGUGCAGGGGAGAGACCUUCAUUAAAGCUCCUUCUGGGCCCAGCCCAGGUGGGGAUUUUUUGGAACUAGCCCCUGGGGCAUCCCCAGGCUCUGCCAACACCAGCUCUUGAGCCGGAGACUCCAGAAGGUGAUGGGACAGUGAGUGAGAACGAAGGAGGAGAAUCCUCAGCAGAAAAUCCUCAGCAAGUGUAACUGCACGGGACGUUAUCAAGAAGAACUGAAGGGAAUUUCUUCCAGAGUCUUAAGAGAGGCAGCUAGGAAAAAGGUGGAUAAAUCUAUUUGUUGUGGGAGAGGCUGUGGGAAUCUCAAGGAAAUUACAGCCGAGCAAGGAAUCCAAAUGGGAGAGAGAAAAAACACAUCCACUGAGUUUGGGAAAAGUUUUAAUGACAGCUCACACCUUCCUAGACAUCAGAGAACGCUCAUGGGGGAAAGACCGUUCAAGUGCUCGGACUGUGGGAAAAGCUUCAGUCUGAGCUCAAACCUUCUUACCCACCAGAGAACCCACACGGGAGAGCGACCCUAUAAAUGCUUAGACUGUGGGAAAAGUUUCAGCCUGAGCUCAAACCUUCUUACACACCGGCGACACCACACAGGAGAGCGACCCUAUAAAUGCUUGGACUGCGGGAAAAGUUUCAUUCAGAGCUCUGAUCUUAUUUCACAUCAAAGACUCCACACAGGAGAGAGACCCUAUAAAUGCCUUGACUGCGGGAAAAGUUUUAUUCAGAGCUCGCACCUUAUUAGACAUCAGAGUCUCCAUUUAGGAGAGAAACCCCAUAAGUGCCUCAUCUGUGGGAAAAAUUUCACUCAGAAGUCACACCUUAUUAGACACCAGGGAAUCCACACAGGAGAGGAGCCCUGUAAGUGCCCUGACUGUGGGGAAACAUUUGUUCAGAGCUCACAGCUUAUUGUGCAUCAGAGAAUCCAUACGGGAGAGAAACCUUUUAAAUGCUUGGACUGUGGGAAAACCUUCAGUCGGAGUUCCCACCUUAUUGUACAUCAGAGAACCCACACAGGAGAGAAGCCGUAUAAAUGCUUUGACUGUGGGAAAAGUUUUAGUGUCAACUCAAACCUUAUUACGCAUCAGAGGAUCCACACCGGAGAGAGGCCCUAUAAGUGUCUGGACUGUGGGAAAAGUUUCCAGCGGAGCUCACAUCUUAUUAAACAUCAGAAAAUCCACACGGCAAAGAAGACCUGAAUGUGGGUGACUCUUCACUUGGGGCUAUGAUCAUAAUAGGCUUCUGCAAAUCCAUACAGGAUAGAGACCUCCUAAAGAUCCUCUGUGUGGCAAAUGUUUCAAGCAGAGUUCACAUCAUAUUGGACAUGAGAGACUCCACACAGCAGAGAAAUUGUAGUGGGCUGCCAGCCUCUGUUGUUGUUAGCUUUCUGUUUAAUGCUUGUCUCUUCUAAGUGCUCUAAAACUUGCAUGAUUAUUCAGAUUGCUCUGAUAUUUGGUGUACCCCAUGGGUUCAUGUGGAAGGGUUAGUGAACUAAAAUUGGGGUCACUUGA